AUGGUAGGUAAUCACAGUCAGCAUCAUCGUCAUAGUAUUAUCAUUAUCUUCUUUGAAUCUACACUCCCCAAAGUGUCCAUUGCUCAUCAGAACCUACAAGAAUUGACUGAAGAAUCGACGCCUGAGACUCCAGGCAGAGACUCCAAAUUCCCAGUCACCCAGAGAGAGAAAAGCACUGCCUGGGGACGGAUAAAUGAGCCUCAUUCACUCUACAAGGUCAGGAAGAUUCCCUUGGAGGAGGGCAUGGCAACCCAUUCCAGUAUUCUUGCCUGGAGAAUCCCAAGGACACAGGAGCCUGGCAGGAUACAGUCCACAGGAUCGCAAAGAAUUGGACACAACUGA
Rangifer tarandus platyrhynchus (Svalbard reindeer) is the source of this 342-nucleotide messenger RNA. The record is from the annotation of a GenBank genome assembly. NCBI's taxonomy places the organism in Eukaryota, Metazoa, Chordata, Mammalia, Artiodactyla, Cervidae.